GAAUACUAUCCCCAAAAUGAAAUCUGGCCUCUUCCUUUUGUGGUGGGGAUGGGUGUUGGCCACUGAAGGCAGAGUCCACUGGCAAGGAAGAGAAAUACAGGAAGUGGCUAAGAAGGGCAGCAGACCUCAAAGGCAAAGGCGAGAAGUACAUGAGGAGACACACAAACAAGGAAGCUCAAUAUUGAAACGAAGUCCUGACAUCACCAAGUCUCCGCUGACAAAAUCUGAGCAACUUCUGAGAAUAGAUGACCGUGACUUCAGCAUGAGGCCCGGCUUCGGAGGUCCUGCCAUUCCUGUUGGUGUAGAUGUUCAAGUUGAAAGUCUGGAUAGCAUCUCAGAAGUUGAUAUGGACUUUACCAUGACCUUAUACCUGAGACACUAUUGGAAGGAUGAAAGGCUGUCUUUCCCUAGCACAAACAACCUCAGCAUGACGUUCGAUGGCCGACUGGUAAAAAAGAUCUGGGUUCCUGACAUGUUCUUUGUACAUUCCAAGAGGUCCUUCAUCCAUGACACCACCACCGACAAUGUUAUGCUUCGGGUCCAGCCUGAUGGGAAGGUGCUAUACAGUCUCAGGGUCACUGUGACUGCAAUGUGCAAUAUGGAUUUCAGCCGCUUUCCUCUGGACACACAGACAUGUUCGCUCGAAAUUGAAAGUUAUGCCUACACAGAAGAUGACCUCAUGCUCUAUUGGAAAAAAGGGAACGAUUCCUUAAAGACAGAUGAGAGGAUCUCCUUGUCCCAGUUCCUGAUACAAGAAUUCCAUACCACCACCAAGCUUGCCUUUUACAGCAGCACAGGGUGGUACAACCGCUUGUACAUUAACUUCACUUUACGUCGUCACAUCUUCUUUUUCUUGCUGCAAACCUAUUUCCCUGCUACUUUGAUGGUCAUGCUGUCCUGGGUGUCCUUCUGGAUUGAUCGUAGGGCUGUGCCUGCCAGAGUUCCUUUAGGUAUCACAACUGUCCUCACCAUGUCUACAAUCAUCACUGGUGUUAAUGCCUCCAUGCCUCGUGUCUCCUACAUCAAGGCAGUGGACAUCUACCUGUGGGUCAGCUUUGUGUUUGUAUUUCUCUCCGUGUUGGAGUACGCAGCCGUGAACUACCUGACCACCGUACAGGAGCGGAAGGAGAGGGAGCUUCGAGACAAGCUUCCCUGUACUUGUGGUAUACCUCAGCCCAGGGCCAUGAUGAUGGGUAGCAGCUACAGUGAUGCAGAGGUGAACGACCUAGGAAAUUAUGUGUCAGACCAUGGAGAUAAGCAAGACCGGAUGAUGAUGCAGCUGGCUCUGGGUUCUGAGAGGAAUGCCAUAAGAAGGAAAAGCCAACGGAGUUAUGUGAGCAUGCGGAUCGACACCCAUGCCAUCGAUAAGUACUCUCGGAUAAUAUUCCCAGCUGCAUACAUCUUAUUUAAUUUAAUAUACUGGUCUAUUUUCUCAUAA
Molecule: messenger RNA, 1438 nt
Organism: Phascolarctos cinereus (koala)
Lineage: Eukaryota; Metazoa; Chordata; Mammalia; Diprotodontia; Phascolarctidae
Gene: GABRR1
Product: gamma-aminobutyric acid type A receptor subunit rho1
Biological process (GO): monoatomic ion transmembrane transport
Cellular component (GO): membrane
Molecular function (GO): GABA-A receptor activity; extracellular ligand-gated monoatomic ion channel activity
Source: RefSeq, a predicted model, not a curated record